Oncorhynchus mykiss (rainbow trout) is the source of this 3079-nucleotide messenger RNA. Lineage: Eukaryota; Metazoa; Chordata; Actinopteri; Salmoniformes; Salmonidae. The record is from RefSeq and is a predicted model, not a curated record.
UAAGGUUAGGUUUAAUAUACCAUUUUAAGAAGAUCAUGUGUAGAAAUAGGCGGGGUUUAUGACUUAGUGCUUUUGGUAACUAGGGACGACCGUUGAAAACAUGCUGGGGUUAGCUAGUUAAACAAAGUAAACAGCGUGUUGGCUAACAUACAACGAAUUCGUGCCUAGUUACUCCACAAAAAAACAUAUAUUAAGGAGAUGUAAAAAUAUAUCUACAGUAAUAGAAGGCACCACAGUAGAUUAGAUGGAGGUGCUGUGUUUCCGGUUGCCAGGUCACGGUGACGCCACGUUAAAGAGCAUGAACUCUCUGAGGUCCAGGCAGCAGUUCUGUGACAUCACCAUCGUGGCCAGCGGCAGGCAGACAUUCCGGGGACACAAAGUGGUCCUGGCUGCCUGCUCCCCCUUCCUCAGGGACCAAUUCCUGCUUAACCCUUCCUCUGAACUGCAGGUGUCAGUCCUUCACAGCUCCUCUGUGGUAUGUGAGCUGCUCCAGUCCUGCUACACCGGUGUGCUGCAGUUCAGCCCCAAGGAGAUAGUGAAUUACCUGACGGCCGCUAGCUACCUGCAGAUGGAGCAUGUUGUGGAGAAGUGCCGGGGAGCCCUGGGCAAGUACAUGCAGCCAAGGAACCCCAGCUCACCAAAGAUCAAGUCAGAAGAGAGUCACUCGAUGCCAGUGACAGUCAGUGGCAGCAGUCAAUCCCUUAUGUCGACCUCUACUGAUCAUUCCCCCUCAGUGCAGCCUCACAGCCCUGUACAGUCUCAGGUUGAUGAACAUACAUUCUUGUACACUAAGACAGAUAUACGUCACGAUGACGAACAUAACACUCUGGAUGAGAUCAAGGUGAGGGCAACAGAGGAGGAUGAGUGCAGGGAAGAUUAUGACAUGAUCCGGAUGUGCAUGGAGGGUUUGGAGGAGCUGGAAGAGAGGCAAGAGGUAGAGGAGGGCGGUGAAGAAGCCACAGAGGGCCAUCAGGGGGGCCAGUAUCCCAAUACGGACUGUGUCAUAGUGGGAGGUGGCGAGGGGGACCAAAGGAAUAGAAGACAGACUUUAAAGAGAACAGUUGCAAUGGAGACCCACCUAUCAGCCAACACAACACAUUACUUCGUGAUUAAUUAUCAAGGCACCACAGUAGCUAAGAUGGAGGUGCUGUGUUUCCGGUUGCCAGGUCACGGUGACGCCACGCUAAAGAGCAUGAACUCUCUGAGGUCCAGGCAGCAGUUCUGUGACAUCACCAUCGUGGCCAGCGGCAGGCAGACAUUCCGGGGACACAAAGUGGUCCUGGCUGCCUGCUCCCCCUUCCUCAGGGACCAAUUCCUGCUUAACCCUUCCUCUGAACUGCAGGUGUCAGUCCUUCACAGCUCCUCGGUGGUAUGUGAGCUGCUCCAGUCCUGCUACACCGGUGUGCUGCAGUUCAGCCCCAAGGAGAUAGUGAAUUACCUGACGGCCGCUAGCUACCUGCAGAUGGAGCAUGUUGUGGAGAAGUGCCGGGGAGCCCUGGGCAAGUACAUGCAGCCAAGGAACCCCAGCUCACCAAAGAUCAAGUCAGAAGAGAGUCACUCGAUGCCAGUGACAGUCAGUGGCAGCAGUCAAUCCCUUAUGUCGACCUCUACUGAUCAUUCCCCCUCAGUGCAGCCUCACAGCCCUGUACAGUCUCAGGUUGAUGACCAUACAGACUCGCACACUAAGACAGAUAUACGUCACGAUGACGAACAUAACACUCUGGAUGAGAUCAAGGUGAGGGUAACAGAGGAGGAUGUUUGCAGGGAAGAUUAUGACAUGAUCCGGAUGUGCAUGGAGGGUGAGCAGGAGCUGGAAGAGAGGCGAGAGGUAGAGGAGGGUGGUGAAGAAGCCACAGAGGGCCAUCAGGGGGGCCAGUAUCCAGAUACGGACAGUGUCAUAGUGGGAGGGGACGACGUGACCCCAGCCGAAAUGGCUAUCCGCAUCAGCAGCUUCGAUAGGGAAGGGCUCCGCGCCUGGAGGCGGCGACUCACCGACUCACCGAAAGUGGGCCGGGGGAGGGGCUUCAAGAGGAAGCGUGGCUCGUACCAUGAGAGGGAGAGGAGACCUCUAGGUAUGCAGUACCAGGAGGCGUGGCGUAUGCCCACUGGGGCAGAGAUGAUGCAGAGCUUCGGCCUGGACUUCAGCCAGGAAGCCACGAGGUCAGCGUUCCCCUCGGGGAGCGAGCUCCCACGGCUAGACUACGGGAUGGGGGACUCUCAGGGAGAGGAGCUGGUUCCUCGGGAUGGGAAUGGGCCGGUCCGCUACAGCCUGGACGACCCCAGUGGUGAUGGAGGGGAGGGUAAUAUGGAAAUGUCGGCUGUGCCAACAGGUGGUGAUGAGGCAGGGGAUGAGUCUGUCGCAGUGGUAGGCUCCACCUCCAGCACAGCGGGGCCGGUGGCUUGCGAGCAAUGCGGCUUGACCUUCCCCUCUGCCCACUACCUGGCCGUCCACUCGCGCGCCACCCACUUGCUGUACGUGUGCCCCUGCUGCGGCAAGCACUUCAACCACUCCAGCAACCUCAACCGCCACAUGACUGUGCACCGCGGUGCCAAAGUCCACCGCUGCCAGCUCUGUGACAAGACAUUCACGCAGAAGUCCACGCUGUGCGAUCACAUGAACCUGCACAGCGGCGAGCGGCCCCACUGCUGCGCCUACUGCCACUCACGCUUCGCCCACAAGCCGGCACUGCGGCGCCAUCUCAAAGAGCAGCACGGGAAGACGACCGCUCAGAACAGCCUGGAGGCACAGGCCGAGAUGGAGAGAGUGGCAGGGGAAGGAGAGGGAGACACUCAGGACAGAUUUGACUUUUGACAAGGACACUGUCCAAAGUGUACUCUCAUUGACUAAGCAUUACAGGUUGCGGUUGGAGGUUAAAGAGGGGUUAUUCAAGCAGGCGUGCCUUUUGCCCUAAUGGCCAAAGAGUGGUUUUGAGUGUGCCUUCAGACUUGAGGGUUGGAAAAGGGGGAAACUGUCCUACACGGCUGUGGUUCUGAAGGACUGAAGUUGUGUAAACCUCAGUUUUCGAUCUGUCUCAUUUGUAACUCACUGGCUGACCAAUAAAAUAUUUGAAUUUGUGUA